Molecule: messenger RNA, 813 nt
Organism: Limulus polyphemus (Atlantic horseshoe crab)
Lineage: Eukaryota; Metazoa; Arthropoda; Merostomata; Xiphosura; Limulidae
Product: BMP-binding endothelial regulator protein-like
Exons: 4
Molecular function (GO): protein binding
Source: RefSeq, a predicted model, not a curated record
GAAGGAAAGACGUGGUUGAAAAACCCCUGUGUGAAAUGCUCUUGUUUCAAAGGUCAAAUUAUUUGUUCUACCUCUUACUGUUCGGUAAGCAGGUGCCUGAAGGGCUACAAGUUAAAGUCCGUCCCUGGAAAGUGUUGUCCUUCGUGUGUGGAAGAUAAUGGAGUGUGUACCGUUUUUGGAGAUCCUCAUUAUCGCACUUUCGACGGCCAGCUAUUUUCCUUCCAGGGAGCUUGUAAAUAUUUACUUGCUAAAGACUGCAGUGGAAACAAGACCUUUUCAAUUAAAGCAAUCAACAAUCCACGCCGCUCUGAGACCGUUUCAUGGACUCAUAAACUGAGGAUUAAGAUAGGUGGCGCUAAAGUCAUGCUUGGACCGUUCUUGAGAGUGAAAAUGAACCGAAAUAAAGUUCGUUUACCGUACAUCAAACUUGGCGUCCUUUCCGUUCUUCAAGAGGGCUAUAUGGUGGUUGUCAGAACUAACAUUGGACUUAAAGUUACUUGGGAUGGCGACAGCUACGUUGAAGUGUCUGUUCCUCCAGUAUUCAAGAACCAAAUGUGUGGACUUUGUGGAAACUAUAACGGCGAGCCUAAUGACGACUUGAUCACUAAAAAAGGAAAAAAAGCUACUAAUGUAGAAAUGUUUGGGAAUUUUUGGAAAGUAAGUCAUAUUUAACAUUGAUGGUAAUCAAAAUCCCGUUAAUUUACAAUAAAUUGGAAGAUUUUUUUGAAUGAUUUUCAGCUAUAAAAACCAGAAAUAAUCUAAAUAUCGAAAGGCCAGCGACAAGUCUGUGGACUUAUAACGCCAAAAAUUAGU